ACAAGCUAAAGCUCGGACGAACAUGGUGGUGAGACUGCGCCUGGCCCGCUGGGGACGUAAGGAUCUGCCUUUCUACCGCAUCGUGGCGGCAGACGCUCGUGCUCCGCGCGAUGGCAAGCACCUGGAGAUCCUUGGGACGUUCAACCCAAUUGCUGCUGGCGAUGGUGUGAAGGAACUUCGUGUGAACAGUCAGCGUGUGCGCUACUGGAUGUCAGUGGGUGCACAGCCUUCCGACCGUGUGGCACACCUUCUGGGUCUUGCUAACGUGCUGCCCAUGCCGCCUACUCGUCAGUACACCAAGAAGAAUGUGCCCAAGAAGGACCGCGAGUAGACACCAGCACAGGAUAAAGGCAGCUUAAGUGUAGGGAGUAGACGGAGAUACAUAUUUUUCACAUGAAA
Messenger RNA from Phytophthora infestans T30-4, 399 nucleotides. Its product is annotated as 30S ribosomal protein S16, putative. Bases 23 to 331 code for a protein of 102 amino acids. NCBI's taxonomy places the organism in Eukaryota, Oomycota, Peronosporomycetes, Peronosporales, Peronosporaceae. Gene Ontology annotation, cellular component: ribosome; small ribosomal subunit. The transcript is spliced from 2 exons. Gene Ontology annotation, biological process: mitochondrial translation. Gene Ontology annotation, molecular function: structural constituent of ribosome. The record is from RefSeq and is a predicted model, not a curated record.